Pomacea canaliculata is the source of this 5676-nucleotide messenger RNA. RefSeq names its product muscarinic acetylcholine receptor M3-like. The record is from RefSeq and is a predicted model, not a curated record. NCBI's taxonomy places the organism in Eukaryota, Metazoa, Mollusca, Gastropoda, Architaenioglossa, Ampullariidae. Gene Ontology annotation, molecular function: neuropeptide receptor activity. Gene Ontology annotation, cellular component: membrane. Gene Ontology annotation, biological process: neuropeptide signaling pathway.
AUUAUUUUAUCAGCUAUGUAACAUGAUUGCCAUUGAAACUGAAGAAUAGUAAUUCCAUUAGGUAAUAAACAUAGCUGUAGGUCUAUCAACAGGGUUGUUAUCACCACCAUGGCCACAACCACCUGGCUGACUCAGCCAGACAAGUUAACUUUUCUUUUCUGUGUAUUAUGUCCUUUUGUUCAGGCGUCAGAGGAUGAAAAUUAAAUAAAUCAGGCAGUCAGGUGAAUUGUCAAGGUGAAUAACUCGCCAUCGAUCUUACCCUCCAACCUCUUGCCAUCAGAAAGCAAAAAAAAAACGUGAUUGAGUGGUCUGUGAGUGCUCUACAUCCGGGACUCGCUCACAAAAUUUAGUGGUGAUAACUGGACAUUCACAAUUUUCAGUUUUAAUACAUGUUACUUAAAAUUUCUAGGCUUUAUCCUUGUAAUUCCUUUAAUUUACAUUGUGUGUAGUAGACGUCCUACCUGCGCAUAGCUACAUCCUUCUCUCUCUUCCUUGUUGCAAGUUGUUUACGUGGCAAGGCCGCGCACAAACAAAAAAAAAAAAAAAUAGUGAGCAAGUAUUUUCCUUUGCAUCCUUUGUGUGUGUGAAAGGAGAGGAAGUACGUGUACGUGUGUGAGAGAGAGUGUGUGAGUGUCAGGAUGUGUGAGAGAGAGGGCGAGAAAAAGAGAAAGUGGAAGUAUUUGUAUAUGUGUGUGAAAGAAAGAACUUUACUAAUUAGCCCAUUGGCCCAUUUCAAGUGGUUGGCUAUUUUACGGGUAUAUAAAUAAAAAAAGUUCGUAAGUCAUGAAUAGCAUAGAAACACCAUCUGACAAUAAUAAUUAUUACAUUUACAUUCUAUCUUACAAACCAGUAGACAAAAUGAAUGUUGGAAGAAACGUCCAUACGAAAUACAUUAAAACAAACAGCGAUAGAUUGAACAGAAUGUUAGCAUUUGUAGUGUUAAAUAACAAUUCCAGUUGAAAUUAGAUGGCCAACUAUAAAACUGAAUGGGAAUGAAUUUCUCUAGCCGACUAGUGCAUGGCGGGCAAACAAAAAUAAAAUGCGGUUCUGACACUGGAAUAUCACUACAAAACGGGCAAUUACCUUCCAUACCUCUCUUCGGACAUGUGGUUUGAUGGGUUAACCUAAUCUAAAUCUAGUGAAGGGACUUAGAACCCCACAAUUAAUUUUGGAAACUAUGUAAAGGUACUCAGACCGAGAAAGACAAUUUGAAAGAUCGAUAGAAUUAAUAUCGUACUUUGGACAUAAUUUUUGAACAUUAAUCGUUUUGAUGACAACCAUGAAGCCUCUUUUUUAAAAGCAGAAACAAAGAGUCCUGGGUAUCCAAUCCCUUGUUUGUGUGAGAGAGAGAGAGAGAGGAAGUAUGUGUGUGUGAGAGAGGGUGUGUGCGUGCGUGCUCUACUAUGUCCUCCUACCGAAGCAAUUAAGCACAAACACAUUUAUCAAACGUGGUGUAGUUUCAUCACCACCAUUACCAACCCCGCCACCUGCAUAAAAUUUUGUUUGCUCGUGAAGACCUGGACUAAAGCAGCCCGAUACUCCAUCCUUCAUUCCUGGCCGACCUCAUGUCCCACAAUGAGUCUAGUCAUCGUUUAUGAGGCUAGAAUCCAUUUGUACAUUGUGAGGGAAUAAUUGUUGAGUUCACGUUUUGUAUACCACAAGUGCCUAAGUAAUUGAACAGAGUUUCCGCUCUCUACAGGGACAAAAGUCAUCAUUCAUGUCAUGAAUGACAUUAUCGUUUAUAAUUCCUGGCAUAGAUAACACUGGAGACCGGGAAAUGCGGACAUUUAAACCACGAGUGGCAAGUUUAUACAUGAUGUUAUAUAAAAACAUUUACACCGUAAAGCAGAUUGCCUACGUGUGUACGGUGAUGUUUGUGUGCGUGUAUUUGUAUGUUUGUGGGUACAUGUUUAUAUGUGUUGAUAUGUGUAUUUCAGCUGUAGGUAUUUGUUAUGUUUUAACUGUGUAUAUGUGUCUAUAUUUUGUCUGUCUCCCUCAUACUUCAGAUGAUAAGUGCGUUGAAAAGACCUAAAUGUUUGUCGUCUUCGGUGUUGGAGAAGGGAGGGUCGAAUGGGAUAAGGCGCAUAAAUCUCAACAUAUCAGAUAAUAAACGUUACAUGAUACCUGACAAUGGAAGACAUUAGUUCCAGGUUGUUUUCAGGUGGGGAUAGGCGAAGACCAGGUACCCCGACGACGGAGCGGAAGGAGCAAGAUAUGGAGGACACAACACUGGACAGCAGCAACAUCACGGUCCCCUCCACCUCCUCUGCCUCGUGGUCUCCAGUCCUGAUCCCGGCCAUGGCCUACACCUGCAUCCUGCUCGUGCUGGGGAUGCUGGGAAACUGCCUGGUCUGCUACGUCUACGGCUUCCGCUGGCAGAGCACCGUCACCAAGGUCUUUAUCUUUUUCCUGGCCCUCCUGGACCUCUGCAACUGUGUCAUCUGCAUGCCCACGGAGCUGGCCAUGCUGGCGCGCCUCACCUCCUUCAGCGCCCCCUACUGGUGUAAGGUCACGCGCUUCCUCACCUACCUCCUCAACGGCACGUCGUCGCUUAUCCUGGUAGCCAUCGCCUUCGACCGUUACUACAAGAUUUGUCGGCCCCUGGGUUACUUCUUCACGGUCCGGCGCGCCAAGCUGACCUGCUGUGCGGCAAUGUGUUUCGCCGCAAUCCUUUCUGCGGCAUCGCUCGUCCUCUACGGCGACUUCACCAUGCAGGGCGCCGGUGGGGGUCAGCUGGGGCGAGCUGUUGGCGUGACCUGUCUCAUCGCCGAUGAGUACAUCGACACUCAUUGGCCGCUGCUGUACUACUGUGUGUAUUUCUCGUGCUACAUGGUGCUGGUGCUGGCCAUCACCGUGCUGUACACCCUGAUUGCCCGGCGCAUCAUUCGCCUGCGACAAGCCCAGAAGGAUAGACAGAGGGCGCUGCUCAACUGCCGGACACCCUCUCUUCUCGAGCCACCCACCGGUGGGGAUAUUCCCAACUCUAGACGCAGCAGCCAAGUGUCUGUGCCCAGUAGAGGAAGCGAUGCCGGGUGGGGAUUUCUGGGUGUCCUGGCUGGAGAAAAGGCGGUGGAGGCAGCUCUUGAUGACAGUGACGACGAAGAACUCAGGCGUCAGGCGUGGAAAAAGGUGAACGCCAGCAUCAAAAAGGCCUCCAUGAAGAGGAAAGCCCAGUCGCUGAAGCACCAUACUUCGCCUUUGUUUUCUUCUCGGGUGUUUUCUGUGCGCAGUCGAGCGAGUGAAGUAAAUGACGAAAGAACCUUCCACUGCUUACUGACUCCUGACAACGGACCGGCUUUCGCUCAGGAAUCCAGCCCUGACCCCGGCGUAUCCCUGACCUCCAGGGGCUACGACCUUACAGAUUUUUCAAUGUCAGCGUCAGACAAGCAGGAUACUGAGGGCAAGCCACCAUCCGCUGCAGUUCUGACAGUUGCUGACCCCACGAGGCCGCGCAGGAUUCUCUCAGCCAGGAAUCCACACAUGUUUGCCGACCGCAAGGAUCUAGACCCUGACUCCCGGGGCCAGUACGGUACAACUCAGUUUGAAGGGCAGGAAAGGCCCCUUCUGAAAAGGAACCACAGCAACGACGAAAGAAGGAACAGAGAUUUCAAUGCCCCUGACCAAAUAAAUUCCAUGCAUCUACAUCAAGAUCAACACGAUACCUCUAUCAAGGUGAAGAAGGCUCCAGGCUUUUCUCCAAUGGAUGAUGCAAAGAGAGAAAACGCUGAUGAGGUGGCUCCUUCUGGCGAACACCCAGAGACGGGAGAAAGGGACUGGCAAGAGGUCAAAGACGCGGACGUGUCCCAACCUCUCAAUCCCUACCCGAAGGCACCGAAAAAGAACAGUUCCCGUACGAUCCUUCUUUCCUCAUGCCUUGCGGAGGCUACCCGGGAGGGCGCACCCCUACCUCCAGACUCCCCACCCUGCUCCACGCCCGUAAGGAGUGGGGAGUCACCCCGAGUGUCUGCAGCUCUCAUUUUGGAAAAGCUUCGGAAGAAACUGACCUACCAUCCAAGAAAGACGACUCGCAUGCUUUUCACCAUCUCUAUCGUUUUCGUGGUCAGUUUUCUCCCCUUCUUCGUCAUCGUGCUCGUCAGAUCGUCGGUGGGCAGGAGCUUUCUGGACAGCCUGUCGGACACGUCUGUCGCUAUCGUCAGCGUCUUCAUCAGGUCCUCCUUCAUCAGCAACGCGGCCAACCCCAUUAUCUACGGGCUGUGCAAUCGUCAGUUCAGAUCCGAGUGUAAGAACCUCAUUGGAAGUCUGCGGUGGAGGCGACGGCCGCAACCCAAACCCGUUAUCAUCCGUCCCUCCGUUGACCAACAAAGUGCGGACAUCUCGAACAGAUAACGCAUAAAAAAAUUCUAAAAUUUUAUUUUCAAACGCUGUCAGUACCUCAGUGUUUUUGUUUGGUAGGUUUUUAUUUUUUUUUUUUUUUUUGUUUUGUUUUGUUUUUGUUUUUUGUUUUUUGUUUGUUUUUUGUUUUUGUGUUUUUGUUUUUUUCAGUGUAAUCUAUAUUUCAGUACAGGAUACUGAAAGAUUUACAGCACCAAAAGUCGUUUCACAUUCCAGAUACUACGUUCGAUAAAUUAUCCAUGAGCUCGUAAAUUUCAGUGUUUUCCUUUCGUCCUCUCUUUGCUCUUUCACUUUCUCCCAUUUUUCAUCUCCCUCUACCUUCGUAUCUGACUACCAUUCCAUCCAUUCAUCAAUCGUAUUUCAUUUGUCAUUGUACAUAAUUUUCCUACCAUUGUAAAAGUAACAAUGGUUUUUGCCUAACGUUUAUGUCAAGAGGAGGUAACGUUUGAUGACAUUUGACCUGCAAAUGUUUGACAUUCAGACUGUUCAUGUGAGUAAAACCUCAUCAGAUUUACUGGAACUAAAGCCCGGACUUCUUAGAUAAUUUAAAAACAAACUUGUACCACACGGAAGGUUCUAGUUUAUAAAUAAUGGCAUUCUUCUGCUAUAUUUACACGCAAGUCUUCAUGCUAAUUUCUGUUGUUGGUUGCACGGCAUGAUUGCCCUCACAAGGUCCAAGGGAGGCUAUUACAAUUGUUACUAAAAGGUUUUUGCCAGCUGUCUCCCUUUAACUGGCGAGCUAAUAGGGAUUAAAAAAUUGUUAAGAAAUCCAUUUUUGUUUUGUUUCAACGUUGAUAGUUUCAUAUCCUAUAACUUUUUUGUUUGGGUGGUGGGCACCACUCUUUUAAAUGUCUCCACAUUUUAUCCUGAAAUGAGCUGAAAGUACGCACUGCAGCUAAGAAAAUCAUAAAGAAAGGGAAAAAAAUCAUAAGCAUUUUUUUUCUAUAUGUAGCUUUAAUCUUUUUCAAAGUUUUCUGUGUGACAAGAUGUUUUUAUAUGAAUUUAAAGUUUAAGAAUCAUCCUUUGAAUUCCUUGAUUGAUUUUUUUUAUUCUAGACAUCUAAAAGCAAAAUCGUUUUUAAAACUGUUGAGAAGCUUUCAGUUGAAAUUAUUUCACUGAUAAACUAGUUGUUCUCUUGUGCGCACGUUUCAAAUAUAGAGAAAAUUGUCAAAUCUUGAGUGUCCCGAGAUUACAAUAAAUAAAUUCUACUGUUUACAAGGAUCUUCAAUAUGGCAAACUUAUCUAUGUUGGAAAACACACAACUAUCUACCUCAUUCUGACGGUGCUGCCACUCUUACGAAAUAAAAGAAAACAUCGUGUGUA